Molecule: messenger RNA, 3757 nt
Organism: Girardinichthys multiradiatus
Lineage: Eukaryota; Metazoa; Chordata; Actinopteri; Cyprinodontiformes; Goodeidae
Gene: gde1
Product: glycerophosphodiester phosphodiesterase 1
Exons: 6
Coding region: 282-1271 (329 amino acids)
Biological process (GO): lipid metabolic process
Molecular function (GO): phosphoric diester hydrolase activity
Source: RefSeq, a predicted model, not a curated record
GGUGUAACCUGACAGCUCUCCGCCUGUCUGUCCGCCGGGUCAAAUGUCCCACAAGCUGCCCGAUGGCUGCUUUCUCUUUUUACGUCUUUUAAUGAACAUUUCUUAAAUAUUAUGACGUAUCAGUGGAAUGUCAUUUCGCAUUAAGCCGUAGGUAAAAUGACCUCUGCAUGACAAUAAAUAUCACAUUCAAGGGCGACUUUGCCUCUGCAGUUUGAAGGUAAUUUCUGCUUUCCGACUCGAAACUGGGAAGACAAGAAAAACGGGGUUAAAGGAGAACCAUAAUGUUUCAGCUGGGAGAUGAAGUCACCCUCUACUCGCUGGUCUUCGUGCUGGCCCUGCUGGGAACCCGUAGCCCCGUGUGGUCCACUGUCAUCACCACCUCCCUCUGUCUCUUUCUAGCCAUGUUCAGGUUCCCGCUAGUGGCGACCAGCCGGGCUCGGCAGGUACUGCACCCAGUAACGGGGAAGGUUUCCGCGGUCGCUCACCGUGGCGGUGGACACGAUGCACCGGAGAACACCUUAGCAGCCAUACGGGAGGCCAGUAGGAAUGGUGCGACUGGUGUGGAGUUGGACCUGGAGUUCUCAGCAGACGGGAUCCCCAUCCUCAUGCACGAUGAAACCGUGGAUCGGACCACCAACGGUUCGGGCCCGCUCAGCAAGAUGAGCUUUUCGGAGCUGCGUAGACUGGAUGCAUCUGCCAAACAUCGAUUCAGAUCCAAGUUUGUUGUUGAGAAGAUCCCAACUCUGGAGGAGGCAGUGAAAGAAUGCAUCAAGCUGCAGCUCACCAUCUAUUUUGAUGUCAAAGGUCAUCCAGAUGAGGCAGCUGCAGCACUUAAAGACAUGUACAAGCGAUAUCCAGUCCUCUACAACAGCAGCAUCGUUUGCUCUUUCGAACCCAAAGUCAUCUACAGGAUGAGACAGUCUGACCCUGAAGUGCUCACAGCGCUGACCCACAGACAGUGGAGCCUGAGUACUCUCGGCGACGGUACCCCACGCUUUUCAUCAGUGUGGAAACAUCACUGGAUGACGGUGUUGGACAUCUUGCUGGACUGGGCGCACCAUCUCCUGCUGUGGAAGCUCUGUGGAGUCUCAGCCUUCCUGAUACAGAAGAACUUUGUAUCGCAGAAUUAUGUCCAGUACUGGGCUCAAAGGGGAGUGGAAGUUGUAGCCUGGACCAUCAACACGAAAGUGGAGAAGGAGUAUUUCCAGGAGGUGCUACACAUCAAUUACAUCACAGACAGCCUUGUGGAAGACUGUGAACCUCAUUACUGAGAAACACACGGACAAUAGGUGCCCACGACUCUUAUUAUAAGACAACAUCCUUCAAUAAAAUAAUGUUUUAACUAAGUACUCCUCAGCCAUAGUUGUCAACAGGUAAGGACCAUUUCUCUAAGACUAAGGAUGUGGAUGGCCUUGGAACGAUCUUCUGGGGUGCACCAAGACCACAGUGUGCUCUUCAUUAUGCAUUGAGAAAAACACCCACAACUUCAUACUGUGCAUAUGCAGGUUGCUGGGAAACCGAGGACAGUUGUAAGUGCUGUUUCUGUCACCCUGCGACCUUGUGGCAGAAACAAAUGGUCUUUGCCGUGGAACUUCUAAAAACCAACCCCUUGAUCAGCUCUGAUAGAUUUGUGAAAAUCAGCUAGAGUUUGGAUUUCUGUGCAGGAUUCUGUCUGAUCUCAUCAACAUGCGUUCACCGUGCUUCUGCACCAGAUAAGAUUAUCACAUAAAAUGGCAAGCUCGACAAGGCUGAAUCUGAUGGUGGAGGUGCAGAAACCUCUCGUAUUUACAGAAAUUAUAAAUAUGGGAAACUUCCUGGAAAAAAUAGGAUACCCGUUUAUUUAGCAUUGUGAUAGGAUGGUAAGGAAAGCAGCAACCUUCGCUCUGUAAUUCAUGUUUUCCAAAUAUGACUACUUUUAAAGCAGUCUUGGAGAUCCUGGAGACCAUAGGGCGGUCCUAAUCUGGUGUGAAGAGGGACUGAUAAAGCAGAUGUUCCAGGCAUGGUUUUAGUCCUGUAUCUAUAUGCUGAGUUUUAUCUACAGCUUUUCCAGGAGUCAAACGUAUUUCUAACGUCAUAACAAAAGGUCAAGUACCAGGUUUUAUUCUCCUUUAAACACUUUAUGAUGAAUUCAGUCGUGCAUGUAUUGUAUAUAGACAUUUUCAGAGGGUGUGUUUGUACUUUUUUAUCUUUAACAGUCACAUCUCAGACUAGCUGUGCAAACACGGUGGUGACAGCAUCAUGCUAUGGGGAUGCUUUUCUUCGGAAGGGAUAACAGAGGAAGGGAUAACAGAGGUCGUGGAAGGUCUUUUUAAAGUGAAUCUUCGCCUUUUGACAUAUUUUUAAUCUGACUAAACUGUACAAUGAAAGAAACGAUAUCAUGAGAAACACAGAAGAACUACUUUGUUAACAUAAAGGCCUUUCUAUUGAAAGCAAAAGGUAAUGAAACGAGUGGCUCCUCAAGACAUUUGCACAGAAAGUCUUCCAUACUCAGGACUUUAAUACGUUUUUGUUUGUUUGCUGUGUUUAACUUGCUGUUGGGGCCUAUAAAAUGUGUCUUUCCACACACUAAAGGGGAUAGUGUGAAGAAAACUACCUAUAACAACAUUUAUUGUUUAUAAAUGGACAUGAAAAGUGUCAAUGCAAAAAGAGUCAAUGCACAGAUUUAAUGUAGAUCAAUCUUCUUCUACUAAUAGUAUGAAAAGAUUUUGCUUCACUUGUUUUUGUAGUUUUGGCAAAAGAGAUCAGAAUGUGAGAAUGCCACUAAAAUACUCUGGAAAAAAUAAUGAAAUCUGGACACAAACAAACAAGGAAAUGAAUAGAAAAACUAAGAAUUAAAAGAAAACUAAAGUUUGUGUUGAAAUAAAAUCUCUAAAGCAAAAAAUACAUUUGGAGAUUAUUAAAAUGUGAGUUUUGCUGUUUUUCUUUAUCUGUUUGAUUAAACAGAAAUUAGAGCCAAGUCAAUUGACACCCAUCAGAAAGUUGCAUUAUGGGUAAAGACAGAAAAAGUAUUUUUGGACAGAUUGAGAUGACAUUGGUAAAAUUGCUAUAAUACAAAUUUUGCUUUUAUGGUAGAUCUACUCAGAUGAACAUGAAAAUAAAUAUAUGACUGCUAAUAAAUAAAUAGUAAAAACUAGAUAGAGAUAUUUCUUCAAGAGAUAAAAGAAAGAAGUAAAAGAUUAGGAAACAUUAACUGGCUAAUGUACAGCUAGAAAAUUAAGAAGCCCGUAAACAUUGUAUAAAUAAAUAAAAAAAGCCUAUUUAUUUGACUCCAAAUAUUCUCGCUCAUUUUAUGUUUACAUGAUAUUUUCUCAGCUGUUUUUUAUUUUUGGGGUGUAGAUCUUUGUUUUGGUCUUUUGUACAAAAACUUUCUUUUUACUGAAAAAGAAAUGAUCAAAUGCAUGUUUUUUUUUUUUUUUACUGCUUGAGUCAGUGGUGCUGAACAGAUUUACAGUCCGGAAGCGGAUUGCAGAUUAACAGCUGAGGAGGUUAUAAGGUAACCAACUUCUAACCCUGAAGUCUGCAAGUGAGCUGGACUAAUUCAAUGUGUGAUAUAUGAAAUUAUUAUAAGUGGGACAUCUUAGUGGACUGCAGCUGUAAUUAUUAAUCUAUACUGGAGUAUUUAAGAAAACUUGAUAAUAUUGCUUGUAUUAUUUUUGAAAUAUUAGUCUCGUGUUUUGCACUAUAUACAGAAUGUGAUUGUAAGUGAAUUGCCUAAUUCCAGUCUUAAAAUAAAACAAUAUGAGUUUUUUUGAAAGAA